Molecule: messenger RNA, 1169 nt
Organism: Eutrema salsugineum
Lineage: Eukaryota; Viridiplantae; Streptophyta; Magnoliopsida; Brassicales; Brassicaceae
Product: protein DOG1-like 4
Exons: 4
Coding region: 72-944 (290 amino acids)
Biological process (GO): DNA-templated transcription
Molecular function (GO): sequence-specific DNA binding
Source: RefSeq, a predicted model, not a curated record
GCGUGCGCGGAUGAAACCGACUUGACAAUCCAAGAACGUGGGAAAGAAAUCAGUGCUGAAGAAGCACGAAGAUGGCGAGAACAGCUGAUAUGGCGCGAUUUGAAGAGAAUGGAUUGGAAGAACCCAACUAUGAGGAAUCAGUUUCAUGGGAUGAUCUGGAGAGAGACGCUGCUAGUAAGGCUGGUGGAUCGUCUGAAAGAUUGCAGGCCAGGAGACCUCACCAGCAAGACUCCUCUAGAAAAGGUGACGAAUCGCCUGGAGAAUUGUACGAACUGUGGAGGCAAGAACAGAACAGUAUAGCCGCAAGACUAGACAAAGAGCUUAAGUCCAGGUGGGAACUUGACGAACUGAUUGAAGAACAGCUGAGCAGAUACCAGUCCCAUUACUACAAGGCCAUGGUUUCAACGUCCUUACAGGAUGUCUCUAACCUCCUCAUGCCAAUGUGGCUACCGCCUCAUGAGCUUGCUGCCGUGUCCUGGCUUGGAGACUGGCGUCCCACUUCCAUUCUUGACCUUCUCCGCAUUUUGGCCGCUCACAACCCCUCUUUCUCUCUGUCUGAGUCGAGUGAACGUGUCCUCUCUCAGCUUCUCCGUGAGAUACGCAUUGAAGAGGCCGUGAUCGAUGAGGAGUAUGCAGAAAUUCAGGCCACUUGUGUUCUGCACCUUCCCUUUUCACCGCUCUGUAAUGUUCAGUCGCAUGAAGAAGCUCUGCGUUCUGUGCAGAAGCUGUUUGGGAAUAUCCAUAAAGUCAUCUCAAAGGCACAACGACUCAGGUAUAAAGUGUUGGAGUUGGUGAUGAAGAAGCUGCUGAAUCAAACAGAUACAGCCGAGUUCGUGGUCGCAUUUGCAGGGAUUCAAGACGCCAUCCACCAGUUUGGAGAGCAGAAGAAGCUAAAAAAGCUUUACCCGGCAGUUCCUCUGAAGGGAUUAGGAUCAUCCAGUUGAGAGCUAUGUAGGAACGAACACAGUUAAGUCUCGAGAGUAAAACUAAAACCUGUGAUGCUGGAUCUGCCUGCUGCUCACUACAUUCUUGGAAAUUCUGUGUUUUCAUUAACUCAUAUAGUCCAGUUACAUUAGUCGGAAAUCCGAAACUAACCUGGUGACCAUUAUGUCCUUUGGAGUCAUUGGUAUUUGUAAAUACGUCAGUCUUAAGUAAGAAGAACGAUAUUG